AUGGCUAAGGAGGAUAUCAUGUUAGAGGUGCUUAAGGCAAAAGAAGAGAACAAUUUGGCGGUUAGUUUGGAAAAAAGCAAUAUGUUUAAUUUUAUUAUUGCAAAACUUUUGGUCAUGUAUGGUGGACUCGUUAAAAGAGGCCAAAUCAAGCAAGCUAUGGUAAAGAGAAAGAAGAAGAGGAGCAAGAAAUCAAAAGAGUCACACAAGAUCAAAGUAAGGCUUGGAGAUGACAAACAAAUGCAAGUUGAAGCCAAAGGAACUAUGGCAAUCACCAACAAUCAUG
Messenger RNA from Dovyalis caffra, 283 nucleotides. The record is from the annotation of a GenBank genome assembly. NCBI's taxonomy places the organism in Eukaryota, Viridiplantae, Streptophyta, Magnoliopsida, Malpighiales, Salicaceae.